UUUUGUCUCUAUGUUCCAGGGCACAAGAUAUUUCUGUUCACGGCGUACUACGUCACAGCCUCUCCACCAUUUCGCUCUACGUUAUCGUAGCAUUCGUUUAACCCUAAGCCUGGAUGGACAGUUUGAGUCUCAAUAAUUAACACAUUGGAAUUUAAAAUCGUAUUUCAUAAUGUCUUUUCUUCAGUCACGCAGUCGACUGGUGAAGUUGUGUGUGGUUUCAGGGGCAGUAACUCUGGUGACAUUCAUGGUCUACUACUACACGCCUGUACAUAAGUUUAAAUCGUACUCCAGCACAAUAUGGUUACAAAAUUUUACAAAAGGUUCACAAAAUGUCGACGAGCCACAAGACCUCGUAACAACAAUGACCGCCACAUUAAUCAAAAUGUUACAAGGAUCUACAGACAUGAAGCCACACAAUGUUACAGCAGAUUGUAACAAUAUAUGGAAUUCCUGCCGUCCAAAAAACUGUUCAAAGUAUAUAAGUCAAAGUCCUGAAAAAAGAAUACGAGAUUUACUGUCGCCUAAACUGACCCUAAAUGACCAAGAUCGCCAACUUAUAUCUUACUUAUCAUACUUGAUACCGGAAAAUGACGUCAUAUUCGCAACCGCAACGUCCAGUAAUCACUAUGAUGAGACGCAGGCAAUGGUUCACAGUCUUCACACAGUUGUCUACCCUAGAGUUCAGAACAUGAGUAUUGUUUUGUUGGAUCUAGGACUGACACAGGAACAGAGGCAAAAAACUGAAAAGUCGUGUCGAUGUCAAGUGAUCUCAUUCCCUUCCGACAAAGUGCCCAGCUACUUCAAAGAGUUAGGCUUUUGUGCUUGGAAGCCAGUACUGAUUAUGGCUUGCAUGAUGAAAGCGAGGAAAUCAGUCGUGUACCAAGACGCUUCAAUCUACUGGAAAGACACGAUUGUUGACUUUCUAGACAGGGGAGAUAAACUUGGUCUACAAAUAUGGGGAGGUGUAGGCAUGCACAACAUCCCUGUGACCACAUUGAAAGGAACGUUUGACUACUUUGGGGAAGAGCCUUGUGCCUACCUGAACUAUACGUCCCUCCAGGCUGGAAUCAAUGUAUUUAAACAAACACCUUUUGUAGUUAGAACUAUACUGGAACCUUGGGCUAAAUGUGCCCUAGAACCUGAUUGUAUAUGCCCAGGAUGUACAAAAAACCACCUCAAUUGUUUCAAACCUAAAAAAGAAAUACACAUGUGUCAUAGAUUUGACCAAUCAGUGUUGUCCGUCAUAACGACCAAAUUGUUUUCAUACGAACGUUACAGAUUUCACAUGCCCGGCAGUGACGCGGAUGAUGGCCGAUAUGUGACCAUUAACAGGGGACAGAAAAAACCAAACUACUUUAACUAACCUCAUUAGAUUUACAUUUAUUAUGUUUAAAUGUUGUAUGAAAGUGUGUGUAUGUACUUUAUAUAAUAUAAAACACAUAUUUGCACAUAAUGUUGUGUACAAAAAUUAUAUAUUUUCAUUGAUCUAAAACUCUGGCAACUUUUCUGGCCAAGGCGUUUGAAAUAUUUAGACAGAGCACCUGUGUUACUUCACCGUUCUGUUUAUGUUUACAAAGUUUUUAUAAACUAGCUCCGUCUGUCUGUCUGUCUGGUACAAAUUUUGUACACGUUAUUUCUCCCUAUUCCCAUUCUCGGAUCAGUUUGAAUGUUUGCACAAUUAUUCCUUGUUCCUAAAGAAAAUAUAAUUCGCUAUCAAACAAUUAUUUAAUUUUGAUCGAUAUAAAAGGGAUAUAAAUCUUCAAGUAUUGAGACAUAUAGCUGUAAAUGUGCCUUUUUUUCCCUUACAAAAAACACUUUGUUUAACGUGGUUUUAGUACCAGUAGUGUAGCUUGAUUCUAUACAACCAGCCCCUUCCCUCAGAUACCGUUUUAUUUAACUGCAUUGUACUUUGUUCCCAAGUUCCUGUUUCUGUGAUUCUCAAUUUCAUUUUUCAUGCUAAGCAAAUUUAUUGUUUUUUUUAUUUCAUUUAACGCUUUUAUGUUUGACGUUAAUAAAUAUUUCAUAAAAUUCAAAAGUUCUUCUUUAUUAUUACUAUUUAAAAAAAAAACAAUUAAAGAAUCCCUUUUAGACCUUGGGAUAUAUGGGGAGAUAGUGUAAAGGGCACAUGUUACUACUGUACCUAUGUCAGGUACCUAUUUACAGUUGCGCCCUAAAAAUCUUUAUAAUCAAAAUUCCAGUAAUCACGGAGAUUGGAACCCAGGACCCUCGGUUCUGAAGCCAAGUGCUUUACCACUCAGCCACCACACUCCUAAAGAGAAGUAAAUUAAUGCAGCUCCGGGUUUUAGGGACGGCAGGUGGGGCUAGAGCCCCUGGGUAUCUGUCAAGAUUUAAUAAUUUAAUUACUGAAUUAUUAAUUAUUAAUGUGUUUAGGUAUUAAAAGAAUAUUAAUUUAAAUUGCAAUAUGUGUAUGUGCAGUGGCGUGGCAUCCAUGGCGCGAAGGGGUUCAAUGAACCCGGGCCCACGACAAUUUGGGGCCCAUAGCCUGUUGCAUAUUAACAAAGGCGCAAAGGGAUUCAUUAGCUUGGGCCGAUGACUAACGAUCAAUCGGGGCCCACAUGAAGCAUAGGCGUCCCUAGUGGAUGACAACAAUGGAGAGAAAAAAAAAAGAACUUUUGUAAAAGCUGAUUUAGAAAACAAUUCCUUCAAAUAUUCUAAAUGUUACACCCAACUUUAUAUUCAUUUCAAAACGUUAACCCGUGUUUUCAGCUCGAGUCUGUGUACCAACGGCUUGGACAGUCUGUAAUGAAAGGAACUGCUUUUAUACAUAACUGAAUCAAACCUAAUGACUUUAUUACCUAGGAAAUGUAGCCUACUGGUACAUACAAACUACUCCACAUUUUAUGUCACACAAUACAUUCGGCUUAUCGGUAAAAAAAAAGGAGGGGGGGUGGAGGCAACCAACAUAUUCUUGAACCUGGGCCCUCGGGUACCUUGUUACGUCACUGACCAAGGCUAAAUUACAUUUUAGUUUUAUGUUCUUAUUUGACGUAUAUAAAUUUCUUUUAAUAAAUCCUAAUGCUUUGUUUGAUUAUUUGAUAGUUUUAUCAAUAUGGGGAUUCCAUGACAGUUUUUCAUUUAUUAUAACACCUAGGUAUUUUGCGUUUUUAGUCUGUGUUACUGGUUUGCCAUGAAUAAGAUAAGUGGAAUUAAUUUGUUUUAGUUUUUUUUUUUGUUACUCUUAAGAACUGACAUUUUUCUGGGUGGAAAGACAUGCUCCAAUUUGAUUCACAUUUCUGUAAUUCAUCUAAUUCUCUUUGUAAAAUUUCUGUAUCUUUAGUUGUUUUUAUUGUUCUAUAUAUUAUGCAAUCGUCUGCGAAUAAUCUGACUUUUGUUCCUGAAGUAAUGCAAUUUGGUAAAUCGUUUAUGUAAAUUAAAAAUAGUAGUGGACACGUGAAGCGAUAUGAAUUGAGAUUUGUCACUUGUGCAUUGUUUAACUAAUAAACAACGGUAUUAUUCAUUAAAA
This is a messenger RNA of Biomphalaria glabrata, 3484 nucleotides long. RefSeq lists its product as uncharacterized. The transcript has 8 exons. Bases 170 to 1363 code for a protein of 397 amino acids. The record is from RefSeq and is a predicted model, not a curated record. Lineage: Eukaryota; Metazoa; Mollusca; Gastropoda; Planorbidae.